AUGUACACAAUACCCGCGAUCAACAUGAUGGAAAUAUCAAGAGAAGAGCUGGAUGAGAUCUAUGCGUUUGCUGUGCAGCUGGGGCGACAGGCGGGCAAGAUGCUCAUGGAUGCUGCGCAAGUGCGGAUAGAGGGUGGGAAUGCGACAGGACAGGAUGAGCAUGUUCAGAAGGAGAAUGCUGUUGAUCUGGUUACCGAGACAGAUGAAGAUGUUGAAGCGUUUAUCAAGAAAGCGAUAGCUGACAAGUACCCUCAGCAUAAGUAUGUCCUUGACUACAAACUUACCCAGCUGCACACGUUAACAUUCAGUAGAUUCGUCGGCGAAGAAUCCUACAGCAAAGGCUCAUCUCGCGACUACCUAAUCGACAAUUCCCCAACAUGGUGCGUCGACCCGCUCGACGGAACCGUAAACUACAUCCACCUCUUUCCCAUGUUUUGCGUCAGCAUCGCCUUCAUCUACAAGUCCAAACCACUCAUUGGCGUCAUAUACGCACCGUUUACGAACCAAUUCUUCUCUUCCUGCGCCGGUCGUGGUGCCUUCUUCAACGAAACCCAACGUCUCCCACUCGUCCGCAAUCCCAUACCACCUAUGCCGGAGAAAGCGCCUAGCGGAUGUGUCUUUUCAUGUGAAUGGGGCAAAGAUAGGAGGGAUACGCCUGAUGGCAAUAUGCAUCGCAAGAUUGAGAGUUUUGUCAACAUGGCAGCUGAGAUUGGGGGAAGGCAGGGAAGAGGAGGUAUGGUACAUGGAGUCAGAAGUUUAGGGAGUGCGACACUAGAUCUGGCAUAUGUUGCUAUGGGCUCGUUUGACAUUUGGUGGGAGGGAGGCUGUUGGGAGUGGGAUGUCGCGGCGGGCAUUGCUAUAUUACAAGAAGCUGGAGGUUUAGUGACCACAGCAAAUCCACCAGAGGACUGGGCUGGCGCGCCUAUAGAGGAAGUGAGGUUGGGAAGCCGGUUAUAUUUGGCUAUCAGACCUGCGGGACCAUCACCCACGGAGACAGGUCGACAGAGUCAAGAGAGGACAGUCCGCGAGGUAUGGCGGCGGGUACGCAACCUAGACUACUCGCGGCCCGGAGCUUAG
Molecule: messenger RNA, 1077 nt
Organism: Alternaria incomplexa
Lineage: Eukaryota; Fungi; Ascomycota; Dothideomycetes; Pleosporales; Pleosporaceae
Exons: 2
Coding region: 1-1077 (358 amino acids)
Biological process (GO): phosphatidylinositol phosphate biosynthetic process; signal transduction; inositol metabolic process
Molecular function (GO): inositol monophosphate 1-phosphatase activity
Source: RefSeq, a predicted model, not a curated record